GGGCGAGCUACGUGCGCCGAAGGAGGAGGGAGACCGCAGGGGGAUGCGCACAGCAGCACGUCCUCAACCGCACAUCCUGACGUUGGCGAAUCAUGGAGAAAAAAAAAGAAUAAAAAGAAAUAAUCAGUGGGACAAUGAAAAUCAUGAAUGAGCAAAAUAGAACGAAAUCCUUCCAGAUUAAUGGACGAAACGAGUCCGCUCGUCUCUCCGCUCCGGGACUCCGGGGAUUUUAGCUACUGUCCGACAGAGCCCACCAGCCCGCGGGGCGCCUUUGGAGGCACGCCGGGCUCCGUGGUGCGCAUCCCGGCUGGCAGCCCGGGACGCAGCCGAGAGAGGCAGCCGUUGUUGGACCGUGACCGCGGGAACUCGCCGCGGGGGCCGCAUAGGAACGAGUUCCCAGAAGAUCCCGAGUUCAGAGACAUCAUCAGAAAGGCCGAGCGAGCCAUAGAGGAGGGGAUCUAUCCAGAGAGGAUCUACCAGGGAUCCAGUGGAAGCUAUUUUGUCAAAGACUCACAAGGGAAAAUCAUUGGUGUCUUCAAACCCAAAAAUGAAGAGCCCUACGGCCAGCUGAACCCAAAGUGGACCAAGUGGCUUCAGAAACUGUGUUGUCCCUGCUGUUUUGGUCGCGACUGUUUGGUGCUGAACCAGGGCUACCUCUCAGAGGCCGGAGCCAGUCUGGUCGACCAGAAACUGGAGCUCAACAUUGUUCCCAGGACCAAGGUGGUUUACUUAGCCAGUGAAACAUUCAACUACAGUGCCAUAGACAGGGUCAAGUCUCGAGGUAAAAGACUAGCCCUAGAGAAGGUGCCUAAAGUGGGCCAGCGCUUCCACAGGAUCGGACUGCCCCCCAAGGUCGGUUCCUUCCAGCUCUUUGUUGAUGGAUACAAGGAUGCCGACUUCUGGCUGCGGAAGUUUGAAGCAGAGCCUUUGCCUGAAAACACAAAUCGUCAGCUUCAGCUGCAGUUUGAGCGACUCGUAGUACUCGAUUACAUCAUCAGGAACACAGGCAAAGGAAAUGACAACUGGCUGCUGAAGUACGACUGUCCCAUGGACUCCGGGGGGAACAGAGACACAGACUGGGUAGUGGUAAAGGACCCCAUCAUUAAGCUUGCAGCAAUAGACAAUGGCCUCGCCUUCCCCCUCAAACACCCGGACUCCUGGAGAGCCUACCCAUUUUACUGGGCAUGGCUUUCCCAGGCCAAGGUUCCUUUCUCCCAGGAAAUCAGAGAACUGGUCCUCCCCAAGCUCUCAGACCCAAAUUUCAUCAAAGACCUGGAAGAGGACCUUUAUGAAUUAUUCAAGAAAGACCCUGGUUUCGACAGAGGACAGUUUCACAAACAAAUAGCAGUAAUGAGGGGACAGAUCCUGAACCUGUGCCAGGCAUUGAAGGAUGGGAAAACCCCCCUGCAGCUGGUCCAGAUGCCCCCUGUAAUUGUUGAGACAGCCAGAGCGCCUCAGAGAGCCAACAGUGAGUCCUACACGCAGAGUUUCCAGAGCCGAAGACCGUUCUUCACCUGGUGGUAGGAGAGGAAGAGCGCAGAGGAAGAGGAGGAACAGCAGGAAGCUGGAUUGAGAUUUUUCUUGGAGAGGACAGAAUCUGUGAGUGCAGGAAUCUGUUCUGGGAAUUAAAAUGAUCAUCACCCUCCUUUCCUCUCCUCAUGGAUAUUUUCAUUAGAGAGAGAGUGGGUGAGUGGGUAGAGACAGAUGAGGCCAAAGAGGAAGCGUUUUCCAACAUAAAUUCCUAAUUGCCUCUGUGCCUUGUGAGGAUGUUGAUGAAUAAUUAAUGGAUAAAUCACAAACAUUCUGUACCAGACGGUGAAAGUGAGGGGUCAGUUUGUGUUGGACUAGUGGGUUUGCAUAAUGUUUGUUCACACUUGUGAACAUACAGUCGAAGCCUCCCACACAUUUGCUUGCUUGGGUGGGAGGUGUUGCAUUCCACAUUUUUUUUUGAUACCCCUUUGCCUUUUCGUUUUCACCUGCAUAUUCACCUCCAUGCAGUUAAAAGCCCAUCGUCUGAGGAAAGCAGUGGUUCCACUUUUUUUAAGUAAGAAAAACAUUUGUUGUGGUUAAGUCUUGCAAAUUUGGGAACUGGGCUCUUGGUGGCGUAAUGAACACAGGCCUCUAGUUUCAUGGGUACUCGUUGCAUCCUUAAUUUUUCUUUAGGAUCUGAAGCUAAUGGUGAGGGUGUCAGAAACUGAGGCCCCUUUGUGGUUAAAGAAGGAAGCUGCUCAGAUUAGCUGGACUAGCUUGUCUAUUGUCCCACUGAUGAGUAAUUCAGAAGUAAAGAAGAUAAAAUGCUCCCAUCUGCAAGCAGGCUGGAUGCUGGGCUUUGGUGAGUGCAGUCCCAAGCUCCCGUUUGACUCAGCCAUGUGCAUCUCUGUUUUUCUGGCUUGGACCUAAGUGAACGACAACAAAGUAACUCCCUGCUGUACUGAACUGACAUGAAAUGUAACGUGACAAUGCACUGUAUCAUUUGUAUGUAAUAUUUAAUGAUAGAUUAUAAUUAAAACAUACACCAUUAACAUACAAUAUAAAA
Betta splendens (Siamese fighting fish) is the source of this 2536-nucleotide messenger RNA. It is a transcript of the gene pi4k2a, whose product is annotated as phosphatidylinositol 4-kinase type 2 alpha. Lineage: Eukaryota; Metazoa; Chordata; Actinopteri; Anabantiformes; Osphronemidae. Gene Ontology annotation, cellular component: endosome; trans-Golgi network; plasma membrane. The transcript is spliced from 10 exons. The coding region runs from base 148 to 1524 and encodes 458 amino acids. Gene Ontology annotation, biological process: phosphatidylinositol phosphate biosynthetic process; Golgi organization; endosome organization. The record is from RefSeq and is a predicted model, not a curated record. Gene Ontology annotation, molecular function: 1-phosphatidylinositol 4-kinase activity.